Messenger RNA from Acipenser ruthenus (sterlet), 4412 nucleotides. RefSeq names its product inositol-trisphosphate 3-kinase A-like. The record is from RefSeq and is a predicted model, not a curated record. Lineage: Eukaryota; Metazoa; Chordata; Actinopteri; Acipenseriformes; Acipenseridae. Gene Ontology annotation, molecular function: inositol-1,4,5-trisphosphate 3-kinase activity; inositol tetrakisphosphate kinase activity. Gene Ontology annotation, cellular component: nucleus; cytoplasm. The transcript has 7 exons. Bases 215 to 1921 code for a protein of 568 amino acids. Gene Ontology annotation, biological process: inositol phosphate biosynthetic process.
CACCAAACACACACACACACACACACACACAGCUUUACAGAAAAGGAAACACCACGUUUGAGGCGGCUGCUGCUGCUGCUGCUGCUGCUGCUAACUACAACGCAGAGAACACAAUUGAAAGAAACUUGAGCGAAGAAAAAAAUAAGCUUUGCAAAACAAGGAAGAUACCUCAUGUAAAAAAAAAAAAAAAACACCCACAACUAGCGUCGCAGCUAUGCUCCACAGACACCAACGCAUCAGCGGGGAUUCCACAGAAAAAUCACUACGCCCAGAUACUAGCGAGCAAAAAGAAUCUGAAGCCACUUCUGCAACCGCUAAGGCUGCUGCGAGAGCUGCCUCUGUGAGCGCUGAGCGGUUCGGCAGAACUUGUACGAGUAGUCGUCGCAGUAGCAGUACCGGUACCCGUGAGAAAGUUGGGUUUAACUCCGCGAUAGACGUGGAGCUAAAAGGAGUGAGUGUCGUGCAACUCAGAUCGUUAUUCGAGCCUGGCAGUGGAACUGAAACACACCACCCCCACCGUCAUCAACAUCGACCCCCAGCCGGCAAACAAAUGCCCAAAGAGCGGCGGAGAUCAUCCAGGGAGGUCGCCCACCAUUCCAACGGUGAGGGUGGCGUGGGCGCGGGUGUCAGUACCCGGGAGCGUAAAAGCAGCCGCAGCAGAAUGAGUGAUAGCUGGACUGGCGCUAACGCCGGCAGAGCCCCCUCCGAGGGCGAAGUCGGCGGGGGCAAGGCUCCGAACUGCUUGCGGACCCCCAGCGUCCCGCAGCUUACGAUAACCCCCAGCGGCGGGGGCAGCCCCCGGGAGAUGGGCGAGGACUGGAACGACGUGGACGGACCGCUGCGCAGAAAGAUGUCCAACUCCUCCAUCUCCUCCAACGGGUCGACUGUUUGUGAGGAGUCCGAAGAUGAUAUUCUGAGUGACAACGAAACCAAGAGUCAAGGCAUCGUUACCUUGGAGCCGGCAGAGGACACACCUGUUAACAGGCCCUGGAGGAAGCUCAAGACCAUCGUUCACUGGCCCUUCAUCGUGUCGCAGAGGAAGCGCUACUCCUGGAUCCAGCUCGCCGGACACAAAGGAAACUUCAAGGCCGGCGAGGAGGGCACGGUGCUGAAGAAGUUCAGUGAGAAUGAGAAGAGGUGCUUUGAGCGGCUGAUGGGGGACGUGCUGUACUCCUUCGUCCCGGCCUACCACGGGAUGGUGGAGAGAGAGGGGGAGCCCUACCUGCAGCUCACUGACCUGCUGGGGGGGUUCAACGGACCCUGCGUCAUGGACUGCAAGAUCGGAGUGAGGACGUACCUCGAGGAGGAGCUAGCCCGUGCUCGCAAGAGCCCCAAGCUGCGCAAGGACAUGUACAACAAGAUGGUGGAGGUGGAGGCAGAGGCCCCCACUCCAGAGGAGCAUGCCCAGAAGGCAGUCACCAAGCCCCGGUACAUGCAGUGGAGAGAAUCCAUGAGCUCCACACACUCCCUGGGCUUCCGGAUCGAGGGCAUCAAGAAAGCGGACGGGACCUGCAGCACAGACUUCAAGAGGACCAAGACCCAGGAGCAAGUGACGCUGGUCUUCAGGGACUUCGUGGAGGGGAACAAGAGGAUCAUGGAAACCUACCUGGCUAAGCUGGAAGAGAUCAGGAGAGUGCUGGAGUCCUCCGAAUUCUUCAAGAGUCACGAGGUGAUCGGGAGCUCACUGCUCUUCAUUCAUGACCACAAUGAGCUGGCCAAUGUGUGGCUCAUUGACUUUGGAAAGACCACCCCCCUGUCCGAGGGGCAGACCCUGACCCACCGGGCAGAGUGGUGCGAGGGAAACCGCGAGGACGGCUACCUGUGGGGGCUGGACAACAUGGUGAGGUUGGUCAGCAACAUCGCCAGGGACCUACCAGAGAAGACAGUGGACAACCAGGACUCACCAGAGCAGACGGGAUAACCAGGACUGACCAUCAACGAAGACUGACCAUAUACUAGAACUGACCAUACAGUAGGGCUGACCGUACACUAGGACUGACCAUCAACCAGGACUGAGCAACACACACAGGCAUUAACCUGUGACACACACACACACACAGUCAUUAACCAGUGACACACACACACACACACACACACACACAGGCAUUAACCAGUGACACACACACACACACACACACACACACACACAGUCAUUAACCAGUGACACACACACACACACACACACACACAGUCAUUAACCAGUGACACACACACACACACACACACACACAGGCAUUAACCAGUGACACACACACACACACACACAACUAGGACUGGCCGGACCGCAGGCAGUCAGCUCAAACUAUUAUUGUACUUUAUUUUAUUGUUAAAAACUCUGAGAGAGACACUUGACUGAGAACACUUCCAGCCCCUUCCAGCCCACGCUGGCGCUGCUUACCUCCUGAGAUCUGGGUUUGAGACGCUUGACUGAGAACACUUCCAGCCCACGCUGGCCCUGCUUACCUCCUGAGAUCUGGGUUUGAGACACUUGACUGAGAACACUUCCAGCCCACGCUGGCACUGCUUACCUCCUGAGAUCUGGGUUUGAGACGCUUGACUGAGAACACUUCCAGCCCACGCUGGCACUGCUUACCUCCUGAGACCUGGGUUUGAGACGCUUGACUGAGAACACUUCCAGCCCACGCUGGCACUGCUUACCUCCUGAGAUCUGGGUUUGAGACGCUUGACUGAGAACACUUCCAGCCCACGCUGGCACUGCUUACCUCCUGAGAUCUGGGUUUGAGACGCUUGACUGAGAACACUUCCAGCCCACGCUGGCACUGCUUACCUCCUGAGAUCUGGGUUUGAGACGCUUGACUGAGAACACUUCCAGCCCACGCUGGCACUGCUUACCUCCUGAGAUCUGGGUUUGAGACGCUUGACUGAGAACACUUCCCGCCACUUCCAGUUUACACAAAUGUGACUGAAAAGGAUUUUAGCUAGCGGAAUUAUUGUAGUGACCCUUAACCUGUUAUAAAGGAGCGUGAGUAAGCAGGUGUGCCGUGUUCCUGUAGCACAGAGGCAGGGUCAGCAGGGUCAGCAGGUGUGCCGUGUUCCUGUAGCACAGAGGCAGGGUCAGCAGGGUCAGCAGGUGUGCCGUGUUCCUGUAGCACAGAGGCAGGGUCAGCAGGGUCAGCAGGUGUGCCGUGUUCCUGUAGCACAGAGGCAGGGUCAGCAGGGUCAGCAGGUGUGCCGUGUUCCUGUAGCACAGAGGCAGGGUCAGCAGGGUCAGCAGGUGUGCCGUGUUCCUGUAGCACAGAGGCAGGGUCAGCAGGUGUGCUGUGUUCCUGUAGCACAGAGGCAGGGUCAGCAGGUGUGCCGUGUUCCUGUAGCACAGAGGCAGGGUCAGCAAGGUCAGCAGGUGUGCUGUGUUCCUGUAGCACAGAGGCAGGGUCAGCAGGUGUGCCGUGUUCCUGUAGCACAGAGGCAGGGUCAGCAGGGUCAGCCAGGGUCAGCGGUUCAGCAGGUUAGCAGGGACACACAUAGGGGUAGAAGGGGAGACUGAUAAUCCAAUCACAGCUCUUACCUUUAGACUCACACUGAUGAUGCAAAAAGCCCUUGUGGACAGAAGCAUGUUUUAGUGAUCUUUAGUAGAGAGCAUCAAUGCUGUAAUGAAAAACGGAACCCCAAUACCAAUGCUGUACCCGCUGCUUUAUAACCCGCUGAGCCUGCAGGCAGUGUAUCCUUUGCCUUGUUGCAAUGUCGAAGACACAAGCUGUUUUAAAAACAUGUAGGUAAUGUUUACUGAUUAGAACACUAAGUCCAGGUUACUGCUUUCAACCAGAGAGACCUUUUUAUUCAUUUUGAAUUUGAAUUUUAAAACAUGUUCUUUAUUUACUCUUUUUAAUGCGUAAUAAUAUCAUGUGUGCUCAUUUGAAAUAACAUUACGUGGACACACUACCCUGUGUUCCAGAAAAGAAAACAGAAAAAUAUGAAACUAGUACUAUUAAUAUCAUUACUAUUAUUAUUACUGUUACUGUUGUUUGUAACACCUAUUUAAUACCUGUAGAAUUGAUUGACAGAUUGCCCAUUGCGUUCCUGCUGUAUCAGAGAGCAUACCAAGCUUUCACUGCCUCAAUAGUGACACCUAGUGGCAGCAAUCUGACACACCAACAAGCCGCUUCACUGCAAAGCGACUGGGAGCGGACCGAGGCUCAAGCUUCUCUUUUACCACGUGCUGUUCACUGGGCUACUCUUUCAAACUAGUCCUGAGUGGCACAGGGGAGAUGCAAUGAACAAAUAAAGUGGACAUGUUUAUUUAUAACAGGGACUGCUGUAUUUAUGGACACAAGACAUAAGAACACUACUGUAUGCAUUUACUGUAUGUCUGUGCAUAUCAGCUUUGUAACGCUGAGGCUGUGGAAUUCACCUAGCAACACUUUUCAAUAAAAUUCAAGAGGUGAUUUAUGGAU